Xyrauchen texanus (razorback sucker) is the source of this 1310-nucleotide messenger RNA. Its product is annotated as histone H2B-like. NCBI's taxonomy places the organism in Eukaryota, Metazoa, Chordata, Actinopteri, Cypriniformes, Catostomidae. The transcript has a single exon. The record is from RefSeq and is a predicted model, not a curated record. Bases 61 to 435 code for a protein of 124 amino acids. Gene Ontology annotation, cellular component: nucleosome. Gene Ontology annotation, molecular function: structural constituent of chromatin; protein heterodimerization activity; DNA binding.
UAUAAAUACUUCUGUGAGCGGAAUAAGAAUCAUUAUUCUGAGUUUGUUCUUCAGAUCAUCAUGCCUGAACCAGCCAAAUCCGCCCCGAAGAAGGGAUCCAAGAAGGCCGUCACAAAGACCGCCGGUAAGGGAGGAAAGAAGCGCAGAAAGUCCAGGAAGGAGAGUUAUGCUAUCUACGUGUAUAAAGUCCUGAAACAGGUUCAUCCUGACACCGGGAUCUCUUCCAAGGCGAUGGGAAUCAUGAACUCUUUCGUCAACGACAUCUUCGAGCGCAUCGGCGGUGAAGCGUCUCGUCUCGCUCACUACAACAAGCGCUCCACCAUCACAUCGAGAGAGAUCCAGACCGCCGUGCGUCUGCUGCUGCCCGGUGAACUGGCCAAACACGCCGUGUCUGAGGGCACAAAGGCCGUCACCAAAUACACCAGCUCCAAGUAAAAGAACAUCCUGUUUCUCAACCAACCCAAAGGCUCUUGUAAGAGCCACACAUGUUCUCAGUUAAAGAGUAUUUUGUGUGUGGCGACUAGGAGAUAUCGUCACAAAUUAUUAAUCCGAGGUCUCUCAAUAGUGGUAUAAUUAUUGUUCGAUUAACUUCUUUAGGAGACAGAUUUAAAAAAAAAAAGUUAUAUUACUGAUUAUAAAGUUAGACUUUUUGUGUUUGUAAACUGAAUACUUGAGACAAUUUGCUGCUCCUUUCUGUGUAAAUAUACAAUUUUAUUGAUUUAUUAAAUACAUAUUUUUUUCACCCAAGCAUUAUAUAUUGACCUUAAGACAUGUCUGUUUAUUGCAUUUUAGGGAAACUAAAGACUAUUUUAAGCUUCAUUUAACAAACCAAAAAGCUUUCAAAUGUGUUUGACAUGAUGGCAAGUUAUUUUCUACUACCAAAUUAGCAAAUUAUUAUGAUUACUCAAGAUUAAUGUGUUGGAGUGAUGGCUGCUGGAAAUGGGGCCUGUCUAGAUUUGAUCAAAAAUGUUUUAUUUAUUAUUGUGCUUUUUUUUUUACAUCAGUAAUGUCCUGAUUAUAUUUUUUUUUACUUUAGCAGUCGAGUCAAGCUGCACUUUGCAGUGGAAAAGCCCCAUUAGCGUAAUAUGAGGAAUGGCCAUUUCAGAACAUUUUGGCGCCCUAUGUGAGAUCCCUAUUGGUGCCCCCAUUACCUCCUCUUUAGCGCCCUCCCAGCUGGUGUCUAUUUCUAGAAACGGCCCAUAUAUGUUGUAUGAUCAGCCAGCUAAAGUUGCAAAUUGCCUAAAGACAAUAGGUCACAAGCUUUAGUCUAUUUUCACCUAAUCAAUCAAUUUAUUUCAUUUUUGUCCAAA